AUGACAUUAAGUUCAGAAAGAAGGAGAUCUCGUAGUUCUUCAAUCACAAGAGCUCGUUCCUUUUCUGCAUCUAUCAAAUCAAUCUUCAAAUCAAGUCAUAAAUCCGACGAUGACGAAGAAAUAGACCCAAGAGAUCAUCCAGAAUCCGUCAAAUCCUCAUCGAGUCGUUCAAGACAACAAUCACCUGCCUCAACGAAAACCGUAGAUCAAAAUAAAAUACUCACGAAACUUACGGAGGGUAAAGAAUCUGAAUUAUUACAUUCUAGGAACAAUAGUAAUCGAUCAAUGGGACCUCCCCAAAGUGCACGUGUCGCAAGUGCAUCUUCUACUAGAAAAAAUAGUAGAUCAACAAUCUCCCCAACAAGGGCUAUGUCAAUUAAAUCGGAGGAAUCUUAUGUAUCGGAUGAAGAUAAUAUGAUGGAUAAAGUUGCAUUUCCGAAACCGGAAGCAUUUUAUGAAAGUGAUACAGAUUCAACUAUUAGCACUAUUGAAGAAGAUCGUAUAUCGAGAGGUAGAGAACGAGGUAGAAAGAGUGAUAGAGAUAGAACAAGAGCCCAAUCUAUCAACACGGGGAGCAUAUCUGAGGAAAUGAAUGACCUUUCCAUCGAUACCAUGUUAGAAUCAAACAAUUUACCAAGACGUACAGCAUCUACAAAAUCUUUUUCUGUAAGAUCUACUAGAACUGGUGCAGAUCAAAGCAAUGGUACGUCGAUUCAACCUUCAAGACAAAAUUCAAGUAAUCGUCGUAGAAAUAGUGCUGCAUUCAACUCUAGGAGUGCGAUGAAAACUGUACCAAUAUUAGCAUCUCAGUCAUCAACAUCUGCGACAGGUAGCAUCAGUAGACAUAAUAGUACUAGUAAAGCUAGAUCGGCUGGUAACUCCAAUAAUAAUGACAUCAAGAAAUCGAAUUCAUUAAGAAAAGUUGAUUCUGCGUCAUCUGUAUCAUCAAUGACAAACAGAGAGAAUAAAACAACAAGACAAAAUAUACGAGGAAGACCACAUGCUGAUACAGUGUCAGCUUCAAAUUUGCAACAACAUUACCAUAAUGUUAAUUGCUACCAUUUUCCAAAUGAUGAUGCAAAAUGUAUACUUUCAGUAGAUAACUUCAAAGUUUUUGAAAAUGGUACACAUGAGCACAAUCUGAAGACUAUAUCACUUGUCCACGAUUCAGGUGAUGGAUCUAACUUAAAAUCACUUGGUAGUAUGUUUUCAUUCUCUGGUUUCUUUAAACCACAUUCAAAAGUGGAUGAUAAUUCCUCCAUUCAUAAUGAAAAAGACGAAGAUCGACUGAUACAUUUUAAGGAUGCCAUUUCAUUAAUACCAAAGAAGGCUCUUCAUAGUACAGAGACCCGUUCAAGGAGUAACCCUGGCGAAGAUGACGAUAGCGAUAUUAGUAAUGAUCAUGAUAGCGAUCCUGACAAGAAAAAAAGUAGUUCGAAGAAAAAUAUUCCACAGGUUGUCAAUCCAAAGGCAGCUGUUAGUUCUGACGAAUUAGAACUAAUUAAUACGCUAUCAAAGAAGAUAUUAAACGGUCUGGGUGGGAAAAGAAAAACGAGUACAACUUCUCCUGAUGAUCCCAACUCUCCUGCUGUAUUUAGUCAACUAUACGGUAGAUCAAUUGGAACUAUUGGGCAAGGUGCUUAUGGUGUUGUCAGUGUCUCUUCGAGACCAUUAUUAUUAGACGAUGUACCGCCAUACCCUUCAUUUGUCAAAGAUAAUAGAAUGUAUUUUGCAGUUAAAGAAUUGAAACCAAGAUCUAGUGAUCAGGUUGAAAAAUUUAGUACAAAGAUUACAUCUGAAUUUAUUAUUGGACAUUCUUUGAGUAGGAAAAAUAAAUGUUUAGGUAGGGCACCUCCUAAUAUUCUUACAGUGAUCGAUUUAAUGGAGAAAGAUAAUACAUUUAUUGAGGUGAUGGAAUUUUGUCCUUCUGGUGAUUUAUACAGUUUAUUAACCAGAAAGAGUAAGAGUGGAACAUCAUUACAUCCAUUAGAAGCUGAUUGUUUUAUGAAACAACUUUUAAAUGGUGUUAAAUAUAUGCAUGAUCACGGUGUAGCACAUUGUGAUUUAAAGCCUGAGAAUAUUUUAUUCCAACCUGAUGGAUUAUUGAAGAUUUGUGAUUUUGGUACAAGUUGUGUAUUUCAAACUGCAUGGGAAAGACAUGUUCACUUUCAAAGUGGUGCCAUGGGAUCUGAACCAUAUGUUGCCCCUGAAGAAUUUGCAGUCAAUAAUGAAUAUGAUCCUAGGUUGGUUGAUUUAUGGAGUUGUGGUGUUGUUUAUUGUACCAUGGUAUUAGGUCAUUAUUUAUGGAAAAUCGCAACUCCAGGGACUGAUCCAUUAUACGAUUCCUUCGUAGAAGAAAUGGAAGAAGAUAAACAAUUUUAUUUAUUUGAAGAAUUAAGACAUGUGAAUCAUGAUAUUAAUAAAUUAAGAAAAAUUGCCCUUUAUAAAAUAUUUCAAGUGGAUCCAGAACGUAGAAUUACAGUUGAUCAAUUAUUAGUAAGUUCAUGGAUGAAACGUACCAGAUGUUGUAUUAGCUACAAGAAAGUUGGAUGUUGA
Molecule: messenger RNA, 2556 nt
Organism: Maudiozyma barnettii
Lineage: Eukaryota; Fungi; Ascomycota; Saccharomycetes; Saccharomycetales; Saccharomycetaceae
Gene: HAL5
Product: protein kinase HAL5
Exons: 1
Coding region: 1-2556 (851 amino acids)
Biological process (GO): intracellular signal transduction; intracellular monoatomic cation homeostasis; protein phosphorylation
Molecular function (GO): protein serine/threonine kinase activity; ATP binding
Source: RefSeq, a predicted model, not a curated record